AAGACCAAAACUUCCUCUUUCGCUCCCUCCCACUUCCCGGCAGCCUUCGAUAGCUCGCGGUGCAGCCGGUACUGGAAUAGAACUGAGGCUCAUGCGCGGCGACCUCUAUGGUUGGCUUAAGAAAGAAGGCGCAUCCUGAUUGGUGUCACGUCUAUGGUUGAGAGCGAAUGAUAGAAUAACUCGGGGAGAAAGCAGGAUGGCGGCCCUAAUGGUUCGACGUGUCUUGCUCCUGCCAGGCUGCCUCUUCCGCUCGCCAAAGCGCGGCUACCGCGGGGAUUCUCCGUCUGACUCUGGGAAGGACCUGCUAGAGAUCCCGCUCCCUCCCUGGCAGGCUCGGCCGCACGAGUCCCUGGCGAGUAAGCGCGCGAGGCUCUUGUAUGAGAGCCGCAAGAGAGGCAUGUUGGAGAACUGCCUGCUGCUCAGUUUAUUUGCCAAAGAGAACCUGAAUCGAAUGAAUGAGCAACAACUGGACCUUUAUGACCGUCUGAUAAAUGAGCCCAGCAAUGAUUGGGACAUAUACUACUGGGCGACAGAAGCAAAGCCUGCUCCAGAAAUCUUUGAGAAUGAAAUCCUAGAGAUGCUUAGAGAGUUUACCAAAAACAAGCACAGAGAGAAGAGACUACGACAACCAGAUCUGGAAUAUCUUGCUGAAGUCUUACGCUGAUCUUGUGUGCGUUCCUAUAAAUGCUCAGUUGGGGGCAGCUUUUAAAAUGUAGGAUCAUAUUUGUGUUGCAUGGGCUCCUCUUAAAAUGCUUCAUGCUUAAUCUUCUGUCAGUUUUCACAUGAGUAGUCAUUUUCUCUGUAUUGUACAGUUCUGUAAUAAAACUGCUAUUUUUCCUUGAAAGAAGGACUGAUGCACACACAUUAGGAAAUAAUGGUGAGAUCACUACUGCACUUUAGAAGUGUCUUUUAUUUAUCUGAUCUUUUGACCACUGUAAUCAUGCAGUUCUUGGCAAUUUACAAAAGAAGAAAUAGCUAUAAUAUUAUAAUACCUUUUUAAAAAUUUAUCUAAACUGGAGCAUGGUGUGUAUAAUUUCCAAGGCACAAUCUUAACUGGUUCAAAGGCUUUUUAACUUGCUCCCCAAAAGCCAAAGGGUUGGGCUAAACCUAUCUCCACUAGUUGGCUGUUCCACAGUGCAGUAGCCAUAAUGGAGGAGCAUCUCUUCACCUUGGGCCCUCUAAUCUCCCAUUAGAGAUUAAGCUGAAGAAGAUUGAAGAAGGUAGCCCUUGCAUCAGCCAAGCCAUACAGGACAUUAAUAGGUUAAACCAGCACUUUAAAUUGUGCUGGAGACCUAUUGGCAUUCAAGGCAGGGCCUACAAUGUAGAUGUUCAUGGCGUCAGUGCCAGUAAGUAUGCAAGCCAUUGCAUUUUGUACCAACUGCAGUUUUGGAGUGGUUUUUAAAGGCAAACUCAAUGUAGAGUGAAUUGCAGUUGGCUAAUGUGAUGACAAUAUAAGUACUAUCACUAGGUCCUCCAGCUCCAGGUCAUAGCUGGUACAGCAGCUACAACUGGGCAAAGGCCCUCCUGGCUGCCACUACCAUCUGCCUGCCUAAUAGUAGCUGUGAGUCCAGAAGGACACCUAAGUCAUGGACCUCCUCUUUCACAGGCAAUGCUACCCUUUCGGGGGAGAACCCAGAACUGAUAGAGAACCUUAGUGUACACAUAGCAACUUCGUCUUGCUUGAGUUCAAUUUCAGCAUGUUUAUCCCCAUCCAGAUCCUGAAAGCUUCCUGACAUAUAAUUACUGGAUGAUGCAAACAAAAGCUGUCAGCGAUACCUGAUUCAUCAAGAAAUUCUUGUUUGUUAAUUUGAUUUAAUUAGAAAUUAACCUUGACCAAUCCCAGGCUUUCUAUGCAAAUGUUAAUGUAUGUAGGAUGAGGAUUUUGUCCUAGGGAUAUGUAAACAUGAUAACUAUGAGUUCGUUGGCAUUCAUAUUAGCUUGUCUAUUAAUCCAUGUAUUUCCAGUUCUAAGAUUUUUUUUUAACAGGAUAGCAAAUAAUGUAUAAUGAGAUACCUUGUGAACAAAAGUAUAGUAUUAGUUCAGAUAUGUCAGUGUACAUGUUACUUUGUAUGCAACAACUUUCUUUCUGCUUGGCCGGUUCUUGCCACCUUCCUGGCCAGCUGCUACUGCUGCUACUGCUGCCCUUCUUGUUUCUCAGUCAGUAGCUCAGGCAACCAUCAGAUCUUUGUAAUGGAAAUUUCACAGGCAUUUUUUGUUCUUGGAUUCAGAUGUCACUGUGUUCUCAAAACCUAGGUACAGGUGAUUUUUUUUUUUACUUGGAAGUAAGUGAUCCAUAUUGUAAUCAAGCCAUCCCUGACUCAGUGAUCAUCAGAAGUUUUGCAUUACAACUCCCAUAAUCCUUGACUAUUUGCCUGUGAUGGUUGACAAUUCAUAGGCAGAAAUAAAUUUUCAGGAGAGCUUGUAAAUAACAUUGAGGUCUCCACGGGAACUUCUAUACAGCAGUGGCUAUUUACAUUUUAUUCAACAAGCUAAAAUUUUAUUAGAACAAGUAUUAAGUUCUACGGGAAAUUAGUUGCACUAAACAUGUAUAUUCAUUGCUUGUCUGGUUACUGUAAUUUAACAAGUUUGGCAGAUGGUAAAUGUCUGCAUUAGCUUUUAGCUAAAAAGUUCAUUUAGUAUAUACAUUUCUUUAGCUCUUCAGUAUUUUUAUGAUUCUAAUGGAAAAUGCACAGAUUAAAAAUUGAAAUGUAUAUUUGAAAGCUUUAAAAAGCAAGUAUAUUAAAAGAUCAUUAGAAAUAUUUUUCUUGAUCAGCCAAUACUUUGUAACUGUUCUAGUUUCAUGAGUUGAAGAUGCUGUAUGUCAGUAUCUUACUUCCUGUUGUUUGUCUUUCCCUUUGUUACUAGUGACAUUAACUGCCCACAUGCUGUUUUGAAAGUGAGCAUAAGGAAUAAAAACUUCAGUUUGAUUUGUGCCAUUCUUAUGGUGUUAUUGGAUGUAAUUUUGUAGGGAAGAUAAGCCCAAGGCCUAUAUUUUUCCUUUGUUGAUCACAUACUGGCUAAAUAAGCCAUAAAUAAACAACACUUUCAGACAGCUAGGAUUUAAUUUUAUUAUGAAGGGUAGUUUUACCCAAUAAAACAUUGGGGCUAUGAUUAUAUACUUAAAACAACUAGUUUAUUCUACAUAUUCUUUAUGUAAUACAGUUUGAGUUUUUAGUUACUUUCAAAUAUGGCAGUUUGAAAAUACCGAGAAUCAAAAACAGUUUGAGUCUUCCUAGAAUUUCCCCCUUUUAAGCACACAGGCUUAAAAACAAUCAUUCUUUAUGUUCUUUUGAUGUAACAAUAUUCCCAUGGCAUUGCCAGGAACUACCACAGGGUGUCAUUAUAGGCAUAUAAGUGCUACAUCUUCAAUGCUGAUGAAACUGAAGAAUUAAAGGCUUGAUCAAAUACUCUAUGUAGCUUUCUAUCUUAGGACUUGCUUAAGAAUCUGAUCCAGAUUUCACAGAUUCUUUAUUAAGGCCAAAUAAUGUACAGGGCCAUGGAGGUAGUUUUACAUUCUCAACAGCUAUGAUUAUGAUACCAAAAUCUGCACUUGGGAAUUAGCUGUACAGUUACCCUUGCAGACUUGUAGAAUGCAUAUUGCCUUGUGCAUAAAUCCAUUUUGUGCAAACAGUGUUGCUUCAUGUCUGACAAAUCAGAAUAGCAUAAUAAUUAUAAAAGUUACUGUUUCUGUGAAUCUAGACCAACACUGGAU
This is a messenger RNA of Candoia aspera, 3712 nucleotides long. RefSeq names its product succinate dehydrogenase complex assembly factor 2 (gene SDHAF2). NCBI's taxonomy places the organism in Eukaryota, Metazoa, Chordata, Lepidosauria, Squamata, Candoiidae. Bases 197 to 664 code for a protein of 155 amino acids. Gene Ontology annotation, cellular component: mitochondrion. Gene Ontology annotation, biological process: protein-FAD linkage; mitochondrial electron transport, succinate to ubiquinone; tricarboxylic acid cycle. The transcript is spliced from 4 exons. The record is from RefSeq and is a predicted model, not a curated record.